Capsicum annuum is the source of this 4015-nucleotide messenger RNA. RefSeq names its product cellulose synthase A catalytic subunit 2 [UDP-forming]. Gene Ontology annotation, biological process: cellulose biosynthetic process; plant-type primary cell wall biogenesis. The transcript is spliced from 13 exons. Lineage: Eukaryota; Viridiplantae; Streptophyta; Magnoliopsida; Solanales; Solanaceae. The record is from RefSeq and is a predicted model, not a curated record. Gene Ontology annotation, molecular function: cellulose synthase (UDP-forming) activity. The coding region runs from base 337 to 3615 and encodes 1092 amino acids. Gene Ontology annotation, cellular component: plasma membrane; trans-Golgi network.
CCACCACACAAACACAAAAUUUUGUACACCUAAUACAUACAUUAUUACUAUAAUACUGAUAUGUUUGUAUGUGUAUGUUUAUACAUCAUUUUCACUCAUUAUUACUCAUUUCUCUAAAUAGAGGAAAGAGGUAGUUGUUGUUUACUUGUAAUGGGGUGUUUAAAAGCAGUCUCAUAAAAGAGAGUUGUAGAAGAACAAGAAGAAGAGUAAAGGGUAGUAGUAGUAGUAGUGCUUUUCUUGAAUGUCUAAUAGUAGUGGCCUCUAAUGUGCUUGAACUGAGAAGGGUAUUUUGUUCAAUAUUUUGUUCAUCUCCAUUCUUGAUUGUGGACUGAGUCAAUGGAUACUAAAGGGAGGCUUAUUGCUGGUUCACAUAAUAGAAAUGAGUUUGUUCUUAUCAAUGCUGAUGAAGUUGGAAGAGUAACUUCUGUGAAAGAAUUAAGUGGACAGAUUUGCCAGAUUUGUGGAGAUGAGAUUGAAGUUACAGUAGAUGGGGAGCCAUUUGUUGCUUGCAAUGAAUGUGCAUUUCCUGUUUGUAGACCUUGCUAUGAGUAUGAAAGGAGAGAAGGGAAUCAAGCUUGUCCUCAAUGUAAGACUAGGUAUAAACGCAUUAAAGGGAGUCCCAGAGUCGAUGGAGAUGAUGAAGAGGAUGAAUUUGAUGACUUAGAUCAUGAAUUUGAUUAUGAUGGCACCCCUAGACAUAUUUCUGAGGCUGCACUAGCUGCUCGCCUUGGCCGCGCUAACAAUUAUAAUGCUUCUGGUCUUAAUACCCCGGCAGAAGUAGAUCCUGCUGCCCUUAACUCUGAAAUCCCACUUCUUACUUAUGGUCAAGAGGAUGAUACAAUUUCAGCUGAUAAACAUGCACUCAUCGUACCGCCUUUUAUGGGUCGUGGGAAGAAAAUUCAUCCCGUUCCCUAUUCAGAUUCAUCCAUGUCUUUGCCGCCUCGCCCUAUGGAUCCUAAGAAAGAUUUGGCAGUUUAUGGAUAUGGUACUGUUGCAUGGAAGGAAAGAAUGGAGGACUGGAAGAAAAAGCAGAAUGAUAAACUACAGGUGGUUAAGCAUGGAGGAGGCAAAGGUGGUGAUAACGAUGGGGACGAGCUGGAUGAUCCCGAUCUCCCAAAGAUGGAUGAAGGGAGACAACCACUUUCGAGGAAGCUGCCUAUUUCCUCUAGCAGGCUUAGUCCGUACAGAUUAUCCAUUUUAGUUCGUCUUGCUGUUCUUGGGCUCUUUUUCCACUAUCGAAUAACGCAUCCUGUCAAUGAUGCAUAUGUAUUAUGGCUGCUUUCUAUUAUAUGUGAAAUAUGGUUUGCUGUGUCAUGGAUAUUUGAUCAGUUCCCUAAAUGGUGUCCAAUUCGUCGAGAGACAUACCUGGAUAGGCUAUCUCUGAGGUAUGAAAAGGAAGGGAAGCCUUCUGGGUUAGCCCCUGUAGAUAUAUUUGUUAGUACGGUGGAUCCGAUGAAAGAACCUCCACUCAUUACUGCAAAUACUGUUCUCUCCAUUCUCGCUGUGGAUUAUCCAGUGGACAAGGUUUCGUGCUAUGUCUCUGAUGAUGGUGCUGCAAUGCUUACUUUUGAGGCUCUCUCUGAAACAUCUGAGUUCGCAAGGAAAUGGGUCCCAUUCUGCAAAAAGUUCAACAUAGAGCCUCGAGCCCCCGAGUGGUAUUUUUCUCUGAAGGUUGAUUAUUUGAAAAAUAAAGUACAUCCAUCAUUUGUGAGGGAACGUCGUGCUAUGAAGAGAGACUAUGAAGAAUUCAAGGUUCGGAUAAAUGGGCUAGUUGCCACAGCACAAAAGGUUCCUGAAGAUGGCUGGACCAUGCAAGAUGGAACGCCUUGGCCAGGAAAUCUCGUCAGGGAUCAUCCUGGAAUGAUUCAGGUCUUCCUGGGUAAUGAUGGUGUCCGUGAUAUUGAAGGGAAUGUACUGCCUCGCCUUAUCUAUGUUUCUCGUGAAAAACGUCCAGGAUUUGACCACCACAAGAAGGCUGGUGCCAUGAAUGCUUUGAUGCGCGUAUCAGCGGUCAUAUCAAAUGCUCCUUACAUGCUCAAUGUGGAUUGUGAUCACUAUAUAAAUAACAGUAAGGCACUGAGAGAAGCUAUGUGCUUUAUGAUGGAUCCCACUUCAGGAAAGAAAAUAUGCUACGUACAAUUUCCUCAAAGAUUUGAUGGUAUCGACAGGCACGACAGAUACUCCAACCGCAAUGUGGUCUUCUUUGAUAUCAAUAUGAAAGGACUUGAUGGCAUCCAGGGUCCAAUCUAUGUGGGUACUGGGUGUGUCUUCAGGAGGCAAGCCCUUUAUGGUUAUGAUGCUCCAAAGAAGACUAAACCUCCAGGAAAAACAUGCAACUGCUGGCCAAAAUGGUGUUGCUGCUGUUUUGGUUCUCGAAAGAAGCAUAAGAAAGGGAAAACAACCAAGGAUAGCAAAAAGAAGACAAAGAGCAAAGAGGCUUCACCACAAAUUCAUGCCCUUGAAAAUAUCGAGGAAGGAAUUGAAGGAAUUGAUAGUGAAAAAGCAUCCCUCAUGCCUCAGAUAAAGCUUGAGAAGAAAUUUGGUCAAUCACCAGUAUUCAUUGCUUCAACACUUCUAGAAGAUGGUGGCAUUCCUCCAGGAGCAACAUCAGCAUCUCUCUUGAAAGAAGCAAUACAUGUUAUUAGCUGUGGUUACGAAGACAAAACAGAAUGGGGUAAAGAGAUUGGAUGGAUUUAUGGAUCUGUCACUGAGGAUAUCCUUACUGGAUUUAAGAUGCACUGCCAUGGUUGGAGAUCCGUCUACUGCAUGCCCAACAGGCCUGCAUUUAAGGGGUCAGCUCCUAUCAAUCUUUCAGAUCGUCUUCACCAGGUUCUUCGGUGGGCUUUGGGAUCUGUUGAAAUUUUCUUCAGUAGACAUUGUCCGAUUUGGUAUGGAUAUGGAUGUGGCCUGAAGCCUCUGGAGCGAUUUUCGUACAUAAACUCAGUGGUCUACCCAUUGACUUCUAUUCCUUUAAUCAUAUAUUGUGCAUUGCCGGCUGUCUGCUUGCUUACAGGGAAAUUUAUUGUUCCAGAGAUUAGCAACUAUGCUAGUAUUCUUUUCAUGGCACUUUUCAUAAUGAUUGGUGUGACGAGUGUUAUUGAGAUGCAAUGGGGAGGUGUUACUAUUGAUGACUGGUGGAGAAACGAGCAGUUCUGGGUGAUUGGUGGUGCCUCGUCUCACCUAUUUGCUCUUUUCCAAGGUCUUCUUAAAGUUUUGGCUGGUGUCAACACUAGCUUCACUGUUACUUCCAAAGCAGCUGAUGAUGGGGAGUUUUCCGAGCUUUAUCUGUUCAAGUGGACAUCUUUGUUGAUUCCUCCAAUGACAUUGUUAAUUCUUAACAUCAUUGGAGUUAUAGUCGGUGUUUCAGAUGCAAUCAACAACGGUUAUGAUUCAUGGGGUCCUCUAUUUGGUAGGCUUUUCUUCGCCUUAUGGGUCAUUGUUCAUCUGUAUCCCUUCCUCAAAGGUGUGAUGGGUAGACAAAAUAACGUUCCAACCAUCAUUAUUGUCUGGUCUAUCCUUCUGGCAUCUAUCUGCUCCUUAUUAUGGGUCCGACUCAACCCAUUCACCGCGAGAGGUGGACUCAAUUUAGAGGUAUGUGGGUUGGACUGCGAUUAAGCACGAGUAACGUGAAGUGUUACAUUGUAGAAAUGUUGUAAAAUAGAGCUCAAACUGAGGGAGAAGGAACAAAGUUAUCUUUAUCUCCUGACAAUUUGGUGUCAUCGACAAAGAUUUUGAGUUGGACAAGAAGUGAAUGAGCUCUGAUGAUUGUGUAUAAAGGGCAGAAUAGCAGAUACAUUUGAUAUUUGUUUUGCAAAGUUCUUUUUCUUGAUUCUUUUGAUACAUGUUGGGAUUUGUGUCUUGGAGUGCGGUGGAGUUCCCAAUAUUUGUAAUACCAAUCAAACAUAAAAUUCCCCUUCUUAAUAAGGGACUUCACACGGAUAAAUGUUGUCAAAAAUUUCAUCAGUAAUUAACAAGUUUAUUCCACUGUUGUAAUGUCAAGAAACUGAAACUCCAA